Mucor velutinosus is the source of this 876-nucleotide messenger RNA. RefSeq lists its product as uncharacterized. The transcript has 4 exons. The record is from RefSeq and is a predicted model, not a curated record. Lineage: Eukaryota; Fungi; Mucoromycota; Mucoromycetes; Mucorales; Mucoraceae. Bases 1 to 876 code for a protein of 291 amino acids.
AUGCGUGAUUGGUUAGCCCUUCCUCUCAACACAAAUGCUGCUGGAUCCUCAUCCUCUUCAUCGACGUCGUCCGCAAAGCACCAACUCAGCAGCGAUGAGGGUAUCACGACAGAUGAAGAUGAAUACCGCUACGAUAUUAUCCAUGAAUCUGCACCUACAGAAGAAGAGCUGGAAGCAACUGAAUGUCAACACGAUGGCCAAAAUGAAGAAUUGUCGACGUGGUUAUCCAUCUUGAAUGUGUUUGGUGUUGCAAGCAAGAUGAAGAAGAAGAAAUCCUCCUCUUCGAGCUCUUCUCUCUCUUCAUCCACAUCAUCGCUUGACAUUAAAAAGUCGAGAGAGACUAUACCAAAGCCAGAGAUUGAUGUUGCCAUUGAAGAGGAGGAACACCAAGAGGAGUCAGAUGUUGGCUUUGACCAAGACCAAGACCAAGACCAAGAACAGGAACAGGAGCCCACACAAUUGCAAAGAACACUCUCUUCAAGUAGCAUUGCCUCUUCCACUGACACUGACAAUUCGACUCCUGCUUCGUCUCAAAUUAUGAGAUCUUCAUCUACCCCAUCCAAAUAUUACCACAGAAUGACCAUGAGCAACACCACCAACGUCAAGAUUCGAUGGAAUCAUGGCGGUAAAAAGGUUCAAGUUACUGGCGAGUUUGAUAACUGGUCAGUAUCGGUUGAUAUGGUUCAAGAUACCGAAGACUCAAAUUGUCACGUUGUUGAUAUUCCAAUGGAUUUGAGCAAAGAUAUCGAAUACAAAUUCAUUGUAGAUGGAGAAUGGCGUUAUGCUGAUGAUUUACCACAUCGAACUGAUUGGCGAGGCAAUAUCAACAAUGUAGUGUACAAAAAGGAGAAUCCCACUGCCUUGGUAAACGAGUAA